AUGACAUCGGAAAAUAACCCAAUAAAGCUGACACUCAAGGGCAGUCCCCGAGAAAUCGGACUCCAGCAUGGCCGGGCCUUGCGUGAACAGAUUCAUAGCCAAGUGGCCAUCUACGAUCUGAUGUUCCAGCAGACCUCCAACCUGACCUGGAAAGAGGUGCGCGAGGUCGCCAAGGAGUUUCAGUCAACUUUGAAGGUCUUGACGUCACAUCUACUGGUGGAGAUGGAAGGUAUCGCCGAAGGUGCCGGCCUUGACGUACUCGAUAUUAUAGCGCUCAACUGUCGGAGCGAAAUUGCCCUCGGAAAGUUCUCCGAUGGCUGUACUACGCUAUGCUGGAAGAAGAGCGGCGGCCGAGUUCUGUCGCAAAACUGGGACUGGACAGCAACCGUCAAGAAGAAUCUUGCUAUGGUCUCCAUCGAGCAGGAGGGAAAGCCUACUCUCUAUAUGGUUACCGAGGCAGGGAUCGUCGGCAAGAUAGGCUUCAAUCUCAACGGCGUGGGGACCUGUCUCAACGCGAUCCGUGCGAAGCCAAUGUUGAGUACAAAAUUGCCCGUUCAUGUCGCACUCCGGCUAUGCUUAGAGAGUCCGUCGGUUCAUGAUGCUAUCAAGACUAUCCAGUCUCUAGGCGGAGUUGCUUCAGCGCAGCAUGUCCUCUGUGCGGAUUACACCACCGCGCUGGGCCUCGAGCUAUCCCCUGUCGGGGACAAGCACAUCAUCGAAGAUUCAAAUGGUAUCAUUGGCCAUACCAAUCACUUUUUGGAGAAUCGAUAUGUUGAUGAGCCACCCUGGCUAUCCGGAUCUCCAAUUCGAUUGAAGCGUUUGGGAGAAUUAACGAGGGAGCUCGUUGAUGUAGGCGUCACAGGCGAUGAUAUCACGCCCAGAUUGCUGAGGGAAUCCAUCUUCUCAGACACUUUCAAUCUGCCUCAGGCGAUAUGCUCUCAAGAAGAUCCUUCACGUCCUAAAGCUAAUCGGAGCAGGACCUUGUUCAACAUUGUCAUGGAUUUGGACCCCAAGAGCCUAGGAGCAGAGGUCGUGUUUGGUCUCGGAUCUGGGGAGGAUGGGGCUGUUAUCAAAAUGCCUUGGUGA
Penicillium olsonii is the source of this 1086-nucleotide messenger RNA. NCBI's taxonomy places the organism in Eukaryota, Fungi, Ascomycota, Eurotiomycetes, Eurotiales, Aspergillaceae. The record is from the annotation of a GenBank genome assembly.